AUGAUUUUCUACAUUCUAAUGCUUGAGAUGUCUGUGAAGAUCCAUGGAUUAUUCCAUUUAUACCACACCAAUUCGCCUGAUAAUAAAGAUUGUUUAUAUUCCUUUACAAGUAACAAUAUCACGAACGAAUGGCAAUUAAUAUCAUAUUGUAUUCGAGAUGAUAUGGCAAAUUCCGGGAAUAAUAAUGAUAAUGAUAACUAUUGUCAUGGUGAUCGAUAUUACACAUUUGAAAAAUUGAAACUAACAAAUGUCGAUAGUUACGAUUUGUAUCGAUGGAGUGCAUCAAUUGAAACGAUUGAUGAGUACUGUGAAGAUUGUAAAUUUCAUCGAUUAGACAAAAAAGGAGAAACUUUUGCUUUAGAGAAUUGGUUUGGCGUUCGAUGUCAGUAUUCAUUUGAUACAAGAUUUUCGUUUGAGAAUAUAAUCGAACAUCAAUUUAAAGAAAAAGAGUCAUUAGCAAAGCAAUAUGAUGUCGUCAAUGAUGAAUUUCUGUUAACAUGUUACAAAGGACUUCGUUGCCAUUCGACAAUUUGUCUUGAUUGGAGAGAAAUCUGUGAUGGAAUUUACAAUUGUGAACAUGGUGAAGACGAACCCAAUGAAUGUUUUCUACUUGAAUUGAAUCAAUGUGCAACGGAUGAAUAUCGUUGCCGUAAUGGAAUGUGCAUUCCGCGGAAUUUCCUUCUGGAUUUCAGCUCUGAUUGUUCUGAUUUGAGUGAUGAGCAUGAAACAUAUCACCUACGGCUUGACAAUUCGUUGUGUUCAUUUACAGCAGAGCUUUCAUGUGAUUUUCGUUCGUGUAAUUCACAUGAGAUUUCAUGUGGAGAUGGACAAUGCCAAAAGAUCAGUCAGCGUUGUAAUAAUGGUCACGAUUUAUUUCUUCGUUAUAAUAUCUUAGCAAUACCGUCUAACACUAGUUUUCAAUGUUGGUUUUUAAUGUUAUGUAUGACGGGUGAAGUCAAUACAAAUCUAAUGGGUUAUAAUUAUCAUGAUUGUUUAUCUUCAGAUGAUUCAGCAGAUAAAUAUACAUUUUUUGAUUCUUUUCGAAAGAUUUGUCCCAGUUCGUUUUGGUUUCAAUCAGAAGUGAAUUCUGUUUAUCCCUUCAUUCGAUAUUUCUAUUCAAAUAUGACGAAUCACAAUAAGAACUGGUGGAUACCAACGCAUAUUUGCUAUAAUCAAAGUCAAUGUCCUAGACUCUCUUUUCCUAAUUCAUCCUUAAUCAAUGGUCUUUUAUGCGUUAAAACAAAAUUCUCUGACGGUUUGAAUGACGGAUCGGAACAAAUACGGUUAACGUUUUCGUCAUGUCGAGCAUUACCAGAAUCGGUAUUAAAUCACGCAACUAUUCCCUAUCUAUUUUACUGCAAUCAAUCGAUGAAAUAUAUUUCGAAGCAUCGAGUGGGAGAUGAACAUGUUGAUUGUGUUCAUAAAGAUGAUGAAUACGAGAAUAUCGAUUGGACAAUAAUCAACAAUUUGAAUUUAACCGACCGCUUUCAAUGUCCACAAACGAGUGAUUGGCUACCAAGUGUAUUGGCUGUUGAUCACCUUUGCCAUAAGGAAUCUGUUCAAUCGAGUCUUGGCAGAUGUAAAAUGGCUUCCGAUAUAAUAUGUCGCUAUCUGCGCGGGUUAUACACCCCAUCGAUACGGUAUACUUUCCGAGAAAAUUGCAAUUACCGUCAAAUAUUGGAUCAUUCAAUUGCCAAUGAAACAGAUGAGACAAGUUGUGAAGAAUGGCGUUCAUAUCGUUGUGAUAGUUUUUGGGAUACAAAGAAUGGCGAAGAUGAAUUAAAUUGUUCAAAUACGAUCUUCUCUUAUAUAACACACCAAGUUUUCAAAUGUAACGCAAAUCAACAUUAUUGCGCACAUCGAAAUAGCACAAUUAGUUGUUUAUCAAAAGAUCGUGCAGGAAAUGGCAUUAUUGAUUGUUUAGGAGGGACUGAUGAAGCAACAAUAAACUUUCCGAGUGUUCUUUCAAAUUUUCUAUGUUCUAACAGUCAGUCUAUAGUACCACACAGGCUUUGUGAUAAACUCAAUCAUUGUCCGGAAGGCGACGAUGAAUUAAUCUGUCCAUGGAUAUCGAAUGCCACGAAUGCGACUCGAAACCAAUUUGUAUGCAAAAAUAAACUGAACAUUUUACGAAAUAAAAUUUGUGAUAAUAUUAUCGAUUGUCAACCAGAUGGCGAAGAUGAAUGGUUUUGUACUUUCAAACAUGAGAGAACAUUACGCUUUUCGUUCGACCGACUUGAAGAGUAUCCGCAUCAAAUUUCAACACGAACAUUCUCUCAAACCACGGACAAAACUAUUACGGUUGAUUUUCAUUCCUUUGAACCUCAACAACACAAACAUAACCAAUUAAGUUUACUUAGCAAAUGGUUUUGUAACCGUGGUAUUAUCAUAAAAAAACGAUCAUCUGAUCUCGGAUGUCUUUGCCCACCUAGCUAUUACGGUUCACGCUGUCAAUAUCAAUCUGAACGGUUAUUAAUUACGUUAAGAACCACUCGACCAGCUAAUCUGAAUGGACAUGAAAACAAAGAAAAUGCUAUUCGAUUAGUUGCUUGUUUAGCAUUUAACGAUACAAUAGCUGAUUGUGAAGAUAUCAUUCAUGUGCCAAUGAUGAAGCAAAUGUUUUAUUUGAUUUAUCCACGUCCACCACCAAAACAGCGUGGCCAUUGGACUGUUCGUCUUCAUGCUUAUUCUAUUACAAGAUUUACUGUUGAUUAUAUAUCGUCAUGGUUAUUUGAUGUGCCGUUUAGUUUCCUUCCGGUUAAUCGAUUGGUUUUAGACUUAUUCUUAACAGAACAAGAAAGUUGUAAUACACUCUCUUGCAACCAUGGUUAUUGUCGAAAAUAUCUCAAUUUACCUUAUAGAGAAUACUGUCAAUGUCAGCCAAAUUGGUUCGGCAAAUCUUGUAAUAUCAGUUCCGAUUGUUCAUGUGCAAACGGAGGAAGUUGUGUACAUAAAUUCGCAUGUGCAUGUCCUCUUGGAAGAAUAGGCGAUGAAUGUUAUGGAUUACUCAAUUCCUGUCAUAAUAUAAAAUGUGAGAACGGUGGUAGAUGUUUACCAAUGGACGAACGAUUACCAGAAAAGUAUAUUUGUUCAUGUCGUGAUGGUUAUCAUGGAUCUUCGUGUGAGUUAACUGACGGACAAGUGGAUAUUUAUUUUUCCAAAACUUUUCGCUUAAAUAAAUAUUCAUCGAAACCGACAAUAAUUGUCUAUUUUCUCGAAUUAAAUAAUAAUUCAUUUGGCUUUUUAUCGAUUGCAAAUCGACUUUUAUAUAAGCAAAUACAAUUAAACAAUUUACUUCGUGUUUAUAAUACAAAUCAUCGAUAUUUAUCAUCAUUCAUCCUUCUCGAAAUCAUUUUCAAACCAAAUCAUCGUGGUUUCUACAUAGCAGGUAUUCUUAAACAGACAAUGACAAAUGUGACAACAAGUAUCGACAAUUCCAAUCAUUGUCCGCAUAUCAAUGAUAUCCUGUUCAAUAAAACAAUACGUAAUAUGCCAUUGGCUAAGCGCGUCAAGUACUACGGACAUCUCUGUCAGCGAAAUCAUCACAUGAUUUGUUUUGUGGAUGAAGUUCACCUAUGUUUCUGUGAUAAAUAUCGCGAUCCGGAUUGUCUUGUAUUUCAACGUGAGACAACUGAAUGUAAAACAAAUUAUUGUCAGAACAAUGGGCAAUGUGCGCAAAAUGAAUUUAACGGCAUUUGGGAUUUUAGCUGUGUGUGUAACGAAUGUAUUUACGGAUCAUUGUGUCAUUUAACAGCAUCGCAAUAUAUAUUUUCAUUCGAUAUGAUCAUUGGUCAAGAUAUUCUUGCGAAUCAGUUGUUAACCAGCCAACCAUUGGUAAUUCAAAUUGUGUUAUCGAUUCUUAUUUUAAUGUUUAUCAUUGGAAUUCUAUCAAAUGGUGUAUCUUUUAUUGUUUUCAAGCAAAAACAAAUACAGAAGACUGGGUGCAGCAUAUAUUUGUUGUAUUUACCUAUCAUUGGUCAGUUGGGAUUAUUAUUUUUAAUUGGUCGCUUUUCCUAUCUUUUAAAAACGCAAAUAUCGUAUGUUAAUAAUCGAUCAAUUGCUCAGUGGAGUUGUGUCAUACUCGAAUACUUUAUAAACAUCUGUCCAAUGCUUUUUGAUUGGCUUAUCACCUGUGUGGCAAUAGAAAGAUGUAUUAAUGUUAUCAAAGGUGUUUCGUUCAAUAAAUCUAAGAGUGUUUGGUGGGCGAAACGAAUUGUUUUAAUUCUUACGAUCAUUAUUUUGAUCAGUUCGUCGUAUGAGCCUUUUAUUCGACAAAUAAUCGAUGAUCCUCGAUUAGUAAAUCGUCAUACAUGGUGUGUGAUUAUAUUCCCUUCGCGUUGGAUCGAGUAUUAUCGAUUAACAGUGAAUCUUAUCAACCUCAUUAUUCCAGGUAUGGUCAAUUUUAUUGUGACAUUAUUUCUUUUGCAUCGCACAACAAAGAUGAAACAAGUUGUAGCUAGAAGUCAACAUGACAAGGGAUAUUGGGCAUGUUUAAAGCGACAACUUCCUUUGUAUGGAAGUCCGAUAUUGCUGAUUAUAUUUAGUCUCAUGCGUUUGAUCUUUUCUUUUACAUUGGUUUGUAUAACUGAUCAAUGGCAAAAAUAUGUCUUUUUAACAGCUUAUCUGAUUUCAUUUUGCCCAUUAAUGAUGACAUUUCCGAUUUUUGUCUUACCUGCGGAAAUUUACAAAACAGAAUUUCGAAGUUUGGUGCAACAAACGAAAAAAUUAUUCAAAUUCAGACGAAACUAA
This is a messenger RNA of Adineta ricciae, 4749 nucleotides long. NCBI's taxonomy places the organism in Eukaryota, Metazoa, Rotifera, Eurotatoria, Adinetida, Adinetidae. The record is from the annotation of a GenBank genome assembly.